Messenger RNA from Patiria miniata (bat star), 3687 nucleotides. RefSeq names its product CCR4-NOT transcription complex subunit 4-like. The coding region runs from base 186 to 2615 and encodes 809 amino acids. The record is from RefSeq and is a predicted model, not a curated record. Gene Ontology annotation, cellular component: CCR4-NOT complex. Gene Ontology annotation, molecular function: RNA binding; ubiquitin-protein transferase activity; metal ion binding. Lineage: Eukaryota; Metazoa; Echinodermata; Asteroidea; Valvatida; Asterinidae. Gene Ontology annotation, biological process: protein ubiquitination. The transcript has 21 exons.
GCUUGUGCCGUCAUCCGGGAGAUUUCGUACUGCGCACGCGCACUAGCAACAACCCAUGAUCUGUUAACAGUUCCCGCUGUUGUACUCCAAAAUUUAUCAGUCAAAACUCGCAAGUACUUGUUACAAAGCACACUGUAUUCCUUCUACUCUGUGGAAUCCAAGAACGACAACAAAGAUCACCAAAAAUGAAGCCAGAAGCAGCCGCCAACAACAUGAACAACAUUCACGAACCAGACGAUUGCCCACUAUGCAUGGAGCCACUGGAGAUCGACGACAUCAACUUCUUCCCUUGCACCUGCGGGUAUCAGAUUUGUCGUUUCUGUUGGCAUCGGAUCCGGACGGAUGAGAACGGCCUGUGUCCCGCCUGCAGGAAAGCCUACCCAGAGUGCCCCGCAGACUUCAAGCCACUAACGGAAGAAGAGCUACAACGAAUCAAGAACGAGAAACGUCAGAAGGAUCACCAACGAAAACAGAAGAUCACAGACAGUCGCAAACACCUCGCUAGUGUCAGGGUUGUCCAGAAAAACCUGGUGUUUGUCGUGGGUCUCUCUCAGAGACUUGCAGAUACGGAGGUUUUGAAGAAGCAGGAGUAUUUUGGCAAGUUUGGGAAGAUUGUUAAAGUCGUCAUCAACCAGAACACUUCCUACGCCGGCUCACAGGGGCCCAGUGCAAGUGCCUACGUAACGUACCACAAAUACGAAGACGCGCUGAAGGCGAUUCAGGCAGUCAACAACGUGCACGUGGACGGGAGAACCCUCAAAGCCUCGUUAGGAACGACCAAAUAUUGCAGCCACUUCCUCAAGAACUCCCAGUGCCCUAAACCGGACUGCAUGUAUCUGCACGAGUUGGGCGACUCAGCGGCUAGCUUCACUAAGGAAGAUAUGCAAGCAGGGAAACACCAAGAAUACGAACAGAAACUGGCCCAGGAGGUGCUAGGCGGUGGUACGAGUCAGUCUUCGCAAUCAACACACACACCUGCAACAGCAGCAGCAGUAGCAACGCAACAACAACAACAACAACAACAACAACAACAACAACAACAACAACAACCACAGCAGCCAUCACAACAAUCACAACAGCAACCACAGCCACAGCAACAACAGCAGCAACAGAAACGGCAAGCAGAGACACCGCCGUUACCCCAGCAGCAGCCCAAGCAGAAAACGAGCGGCAGCUCCAGCAACGAGCACAGCAAGAAGCAUUCGAAAAGCUCAAGAAAAAAGCCUUCAGCCUCGCCUGCCAGCAGCCAGAAUAACUCGCCCCCGACGAACCACGCCGACGCCUGGCCGGCCACGAACCACGGGGACCCCUGGCCUACUACGAACCAGGGGGACCCUUGGCCGGCGCUCGCCACCCAGCCCAAGUCCAACGACGUGUACUCGCAGUCGCCGGUGGACACGCCCCCGAUCGCCAACAGUCACACGCCGGACAGUCUGAGCGAAUCCCCACCCAGGGGUAUUAACACACAGACACAAGGGGUCAGACAACCCCCGACAGACGGCUUACCCCCUCCCAGUUCCGUGCAAUCACAACCAAUUCCUACAGACGGGGUGUCGCAACCGAAACAGCAAUCGCCGUUUGAGACGGACGAGUCGUUACCGUCGUUCUUUGCCGCUAACGGUUUCAUGGCACAGGGCAUCAUACCGGGCCUUGUACCGCCAAACCCUCACGUACAGGCACCAGUCAAUGGUACCGGUUUUCAGGGUGGUAGCUCCAUGCCCCCGCUGAUCCCCCCUCACCAAGGCCCAACAUCAGCAGGAGAUUGGAGUGAAGGUGUCAUACUGAACAACGACCUGCUGCCUGUGGCUAGUCACACCGACUGGCAAGCUGCGUUCGGGUUCAGCUCAGAUACAAAAGACCUACUCAACGAAGACGACUUAGGAUUUGACCCAUGGAACGAAUCGAACAAAGGCCUAGCAGACUUACUGGAGAAAGAGCUGCAACUAGGAAUAGCCAUGACCUCUGACCCCAAUAAGAUGACGCAACCCCCUCCCGGUUUCACUACCCCGGCAAACCACGGCUUGAACUCAGAAGUUAGCGGCAGUAAGAUGCUGAAUUGGCUACAGAUGGAUCGACCAGCAGACUCCAAUCCACAGAACAUUGCUCACCCUCUCGGCUUCAAUAACCACAAUCCCAGACCGCACCAUUCACCCUCGCAACAGACCAAACACCCAGAGUCCGUCCAGAGUUGGCAGGACGGCCUGAGGGCGCUGCUACCCAACAUCAACAUCAGCUUCGGUGGGGCCAACGCUGCCACAAACUCCGCACAGUCAGCCACACAGAAGAACUCAGAGGUUUGGCCCGGAAUUCAGUCCCAGACCUGGAUGGUGCACGACCCGGCAAUUAUCAGCGUCAACUCCCACAAUGCACAUGCGCCCGGCUUCACAGAAAAAGAAGUUCCCACAGAAGAACAGCCACACUGGUUAAAGUCAUUACAAACGUUGACAGAUGGAGACACGCCCACUCACCCCUCAGCCAAUCACCUAUUCCCAGCUCAUGCAUAUGCAAACAGAGGUCCAGCCUGGACGACACAUGCCCCUCCCCCCGGCCUCAGACCCCCUACAAAUUCCUCCGAUACACACAGUCACACAUUAACAGAGAAUCAUGCAGUUUAAAUCCCAGAAUGUGUUCAAGAAUGCUGCACUAUAGCCACAGCAAUGGUAUCUCAACGUACCCUAACGCUAAGAUUUCGUGCAAAAUUAAUUUUCAUUUGAUUGCUUUUCACUGUUAAAUCCAGAGGGUUGAAUUCAUCGAUUAAAAUAAUUUAUGACUGCGAGACCGUUAAUUAUUUAAACUAUAUCAUUUAGAACAUUGAGACUAGUCACACGCAUUUAAAAAUAUAUAUUCUAUUCAUAUAAAAAGAAAGAAAAUGCAUGAUUUUUGCAUGUUGUGAUGAUUAUUUUUUACUAUAACUCCAACUACGGUAUUUAUUUUUUCACUAAUUUUGAUUAAAAAUUGGAAGGUUGAAAUAUUAUUUUAAAGAGACUGCCUUUUUUUCCCUCCAUUUUCCUUUUCUGAGAUAUUUCUGAAAUGAGAUGUUUGCAGGUCGAGCCCUAUUGUCAUAGAUUUAGGAUUAUUUGUCAAAAGAGUUUGCCACGAUUUUACCGUGAUAUCUUUAUUGACGUCUUAUUGACGUAAAUAAAACUAAUGCUAGGACACAAUAUCUCCCAGAAAAUCAUAUAUAUACAUAAGACAUACAGAUACAUGUUUAGCUGCUAACUUUUCAAUUUGGAUUUACUAACACUAUCUCAUAAAAUUUUUUGUCGAAUUUGUCAGUUGGCCAUAAAAAUAAACUUUUUAUUUAAAAAAGAUUAUUUCAAAAUUCCCUCUCAAUAUAAGAAAACGUCGCCCUCCAUUGUAAAAAAAAAGUAAAAUCUUUGUUCCUUCAUAAGAUCAAGCUAUGGAAAGUUGUAUUUGUGUGAGUAACAUGGUCCAAUAAUUUGGGAAGAAAUAUAUAUGAACAUUUAAACUUUAUAAAAAAUAUGUAUGGAAGGACAGUAGAGAUUAUUUUUUUAAAAGAAAUGAAAAGGAGUGUUUUUUUUUCUUUGGAUUCAUCUUUUAUCAAAAAAAGUAAGGUGGUAGGUAGAUUUAACAUUUGUGAGAAGGAGAAAUGAACUUCUCUGUGUGUGGCUAGUUUCAAAGAAUUAAACCCUCUGGAUUUCACAGAUUCUAAGCAAGUUGGUUAGA